Molecule: messenger RNA, 10215 nt
Organism: Haplochromis burtoni (Burton's mouthbrooder)
Lineage: Eukaryota; Metazoa; Chordata; Actinopteri; Cichliformes; Cichlidae
Gene: etv4
Product: ETS variant transcription factor 4
Exons: 9
Coding region: 8758-9921 (387 amino acids)
Biological process (GO): regulation of transcription by RNA polymerase II; cell differentiation
Cellular component (GO): nucleus
Molecular function (GO): sequence-specific DNA binding; DNA-binding transcription factor activity, RNA polymerase II-specific
Source: RefSeq, a predicted model, not a curated record
UGCAGGAAGAGCUGUGGAUGUGGCAUGCUCACUGAUAAUUUCAAGCAAGGUGUCCCGGCCUUUCAGUGUGUUAUCUCCUCCUUCUGAUGAGGCAGAUUUCACCUCCAAAUACGUAAAGGCAUGCAUUCUCGCAAACACGUGAACGACUGCACACUCACAUCCACGAGAUGCCCCGGUGGGCAGCUCAUUAUAUCAUUUCAGUAACAGUGUGAGGGGGUGGAUCGAUCGCUACAUUAAACAUUAAGAGGGGACAGCUAUAUUGGGGGCCGAGGGAUUGAGAGUCGAGAGUCAAUAUUGUUCCAGAUUAAUUACAUCCACCUCUCGCCUGUGACGGGAUGUCCCUCUCAUGGCACGUCCCAAGACAGGAAUGUAUUGUAUCGCCUGCACUAAACAGCAAUAAGGCUCCAAGAUUUAUGGCUGUUCAAUGGCCAUUUAUAAAAAGCCAGCGCUGCACAAUUGAAAGUGAAGUGGACAAUAGGGAAAACAUAUGAUUUCAGAAGAUUUACCAAUUAAAUUCUGAUCCCCUGAUACUUUAUUUUCUCUCCCUCGUACUCAGUUUUUCCCAUUUCUCUUAUAACGAGAGCAAUAUCAAUACAAAUUGAUCCAGUUCACUGAGGAUUCAAGGUUGUACUGUAGGAGGAAUUCUGGGGGAAGAAAUCUAAGUUUAGUUGUUAAGACAACAAUUACACCCCUUUCAAAAAAUAUUGUUUCGAUUUCAAAAAAUGGGAAGUGAUACUAUGAUGCUUGCAAAACUGUAGCGUCACUGUUGUUCCCAUGUUUAGUGUCAUUUAGAUCUACAUCCUGUUAGCCAAUGCAACAUAGUGCACCAGAGGCGUUCCAACGGCCAACAAAGUCCAGAAAACAUUUGUCAGAAGUGCCACUGUGCUAUCCAAAGAAAUCAUCUCUCCGCCCUACUGAUACUAUAGUACUUUCCAUCAAUCUCGUUAGGCUUGUUUGGCAGCUAUCUGACAACCGUUCUUUAAAUAUUCAAGUAGCCUGAACCAUUAUCAGAUGAGAGAAGAUGAUCUGUAAAUCUGAUAAAGCAGACACUAAUGGAGCCAACACUCCUGGGCCUCCCCCGAGCAGACAGACAGCGAAGCCACUCCUGAGCCCGUUGGCUCCCAGAGACGAGGGUGAGUUCGUCUUCCUGAUUGUGCAGCGGCCUUAAAAGCAUGCACACAUGCCCAACACAUGUUUCCAUGCACCACUGGACAGGCUCGAAACGGUCUGGAUCACAUUGGUUCGCCUAGCCUCUCUCGCUCUCUUUUUGCUCUCACUCUUGCACAUUUUCACACAUAAGUAGAAACUUGGCCAAAGUCAGUACCAUGUUGUGACCAGAUUUUGACUUUUUAAACUUCUAUUUUUUUCCCCCUUUAAGGUUUUUGACGUGCACUAGAUAAAGACAAGUAAUUUAUGGAGUCAAAUGUUACAAUCUUGUGUUCUUAAAUACAUGUGGAAGACACUCAUUUUAGCUAUAGUUAUAGCUUGUCUUUGAUAAAUGAGAUUUAGGUGAUUUUUAAGAUUUGCCCUUGGUGCUCUAUUUCACAAUUAUUGGGCACUUUUGACUCUUAAAAUGCACAUGAACAAUGCAGCCCUAAACUGGGAAAAAUGAACAAGGAAAAGAAUUGAAAUUCAUGAUAUAUUUAAGUGUGUGAUGUAAUGCAUGAUACAGUGUGUGUUCUAUGCUAUCAGUAUGGAAGCUAAUAGUUCUUUAACACAUAAGAUGUAUAUAUUUUCUACAAAAAGAUGUACUUUAAUUUUUAAAUAUCAUUACAAAAUUUAGUUUAGUGAAACGGUAAGAAAGAUAAUUAAACAAGGUUCCUGCAAUUGUUACUAAUAUGAUUGCUUAUAAUAAUAUGGCACCUAUGAUUUAAAAAAAUGUGUUCUAGCUGGUAGCACCUGUAUAAGGAUGGGUCAUUCAUAUUCAUUGAUCAUGGUUCAUUUUUACUGGAUAAACUGAUGUAAAUUUCAAUUCAUCCAUCUGAACUUUACACAGAAGCAAACUACUUCUGUUCUAUUUGUCCAAAAAGUGAAUUUCUUACCGCAAAUUACUUUUGCCCUUGAAUCUCUGCAGAAAGAAAGUAACGCAGCAUUUCCACAAGCAGAGAGGGAAUCCUAAUGAGCAUGUGCAAUCACACUAGCUCGUUUUUGGACUGAGGAAUUGCAUGUUAGCGCUAUCCCUGGUCUCCAUAUGUACAUCGACUUGACCGUUUUUUUGACCAUGACAAAUGGUGUAAAAAUUGAAAGAAGUAAUGCAAUAAAGCAUUUGUUUCUCUGUUUACUAGGCCAAAACAUUCACUUCAACAUGCGGUAUUAGUCAUUUAAUAUGAAGCUCAAAAAUCAGGUACACAGCUGCGAUCUAUUUAUUUUUAUCUGUUUAGUGUUUAAAAAAGAGAACCCACACAAAACAAACUAUAUAAACUUAGAAUUAGACCAUAAGCUUGGUCUCGCAAAGUAAAAUCCACCAGUCUGUGCAAAACUUUGACUGUCAACACAUGCAUUAUAGGUUUGAUGUAACCUACACUUUAAAUGCUUUUAGAUUCUUUUAUACUGUGCCAGGCAUUCUCCUAUUAUGUCUCCACCACAAUGUAUUCACUAAGCAAAUAACGUGAUUCACAGCCUCUGUAAAUCAAUAACUUCCUUUUUAACCUUUAAAACCAUCGUGGCAUAAUUGGCAUCCUUGUUAUUAUUGAUCACUCACCACAAGAGAUCAAUUGGAAAGAGUGGGAGACCAGGUGUAGGCCAUCUUUGCAGCUUGCUUUUAACGUGGCUGUGCAGCACGCUGAGGCCACGUGUCAUUCGUUCUGCACAUGUACAGCACAUUUCAUGUGAGACGGGAACCAGAUCUCCAGAUAACCUCGAGAAGAUCCCUCCAAGAGUCCGACUUGAAUCUUAUUUGUAUGAUUGGACGCAUUAAGUGUGUAUUUACGUUAAGCUUCACAAGUUCCUCGCUUUAGCAAGAUCCAGUCACCCUGUUUGACACCGAGGCUGAUGUCCAAUGAGUUAUUGUGAGCGAGGCUGUCGUGUGCUGCAGACUUCCAGAGGCUUAGCACUUGGCCAAGCAGCAUAUAAACAUCCAACGUAAGACUCUCCAGAUGCACUCCUGUCUUCAGAUUGGAUUUCCCUACACUAGAGCCUUUAAUGGUAGGAAAUAAUCUGUCCAAAAUAAGAUGGAAGAGUUCAUAGCCAGGUCUCGUCAACUGCACGCAGCAGCUCCUUCACUUAAGAUAUUAAAAUAUUUUUGACUGAUACAGUUCAUGAAAGUUUAAUCCCAUCAUUCUGUCUCUUUCAAUCAAGGCGAUUGUAGAGAUUUUUGCAAAAACUGGUUUAAAAUAUCAGUCGGUGUCAGUACUAUUUGUGUUUUUGUGUGGAACCCCAAUAGUGUUUCCUGACAUUUUCACCCCAACUCCAUAUGGCUCAGCUGAGGAGACCAUUGUGUAGUGAAGAGUCUGUGUGGGGAUCGUGCUUGCUUAUGCCAUUUGUUUGUGGUAGGUGUCUGUUGAAUGGAAACCUACCCAAUGUAAUUAUCCCUCUACUUCCUAAAGCACUCAACCAUGACCAUCACCUUUCACCCUGCAUCCUCCCCCUCUAAGAGCCAACAUUUACAUAUGUAAGAGCGCAUCUCCACCCUGUCUUUAGCUCAGGGUUAUCCCUUUACAUAGGGCUCAAAAAAGGGUGCAAAUGGCAAAGAAUACGACAAAAUAAGGAAGGAGGAGAUGAGAUGUGUUUGGAUUGAGGAAGAGCCCUUUGACCUUAAGAGGUGGUGGGAAUCUAACAGACGUUGCACACAUUUUAUACACUCCUGUGCAUGAAAUGUGGAAAGGCAUACACAUCACUACACUCGCAUACAUUUAUUUUACCGUAUAUACUUCUGUGUUAUCUCAAAAUUGUCUGAUUUACAACACAAAAGCUGUUGUGUACUGUAUCUGUCUCUUGACUUCUAAACACCUUUCAGUUUCCUCCGUGAUCCAUGUUUAAGUUCACAAACUGUCCCUCCCCCUAAAACCAUGAAAUAUGAGGGUCUCUGUGAUGAUGUAACAUUUAACAAAGCAGUUAGAGGAGGUUAUACUGCCCCAAAUAAAAGCAGGAAGAGAAGUGAACGUGGAAGAACAUAACUCUCCCUGGAUCCGUUUACAAGACUGCCAGCACCGUAUAAACUUUAGCUGCAAAUUUGACAUCAUUUGGACAGAGAGAUUUACUGUGAUAUACCAGAGAGUUUGUAAUAGUUGGGGGAGACCAGAGUUUGUUUUAAUGACUAUUCCUGGAGCUGGAUGUUACACUUCUUCCCAGAUUAUGUUUUAAGAUACACCAGCGGCUUGGCUUUAAAGAUGGCAAUGUCCCAACAUUUUUUUUUUUAUUGUGGCAAUCCCCAAUUUUUCAUUCUAGCUCUAAUAUAUCAAAGUUUUACUGUGUCAAGAAGAAGAUUUUCUGCAUGCACACGUGCACCUUAAACAAUAUACACUACCUGGGGGGAAAAAAGUCCCCACUUGGAUUUAACUAAGCAAACAGGUAAGAGCCUUCCACUGGAUAAUUACUGCAGUGAAUAAUAUGUUUCAGCUGGCAACAGGUUAUUUAACCCCAACUGAUGCACUCAAUAGCUUAUUUCUUAAAGCACCAUGUAGGAAGACACAUCCCGUGUUCAUGGAAAAGAUGUUAUUCCACAUCUGAAGAGUUAGUUAUUGAUGGGCCGCAUCAAGUGAAGAAAAAAAAAACCUAAGAAAAUCUACUGAAACAAAUAAAACUGAGUUAAUAAUGCUGUCCAUUAAACCUGGAAGGACAUAGUGGUGAAUAAUAGUCAUCUCUGAGAAAUAAAUGCAGUCAGAAACUGGAGGUUCAUUAAACACUUGGUGAAAUAAAAUCAUUGAAAUCAGCAAUAAAACUGUUGAUUGUGUUUAACAGUGAAAUUAAGAACAUUUCCACGCUCACAGUGUAAAAAGAAUUCGAGGGAUUGUGACUAAACAGCUGUGUAGCCUUAAGAAAACCACUUAUCAGUGAGGCUAAUCAAAAUUAAAGGCUUUAGUUUGCUUGGGGAGCAUAAACGCUGGACUCUGGAGCAAUGGUAAAGAAAACACUGUAUGGUCUGAAUCCAGAUUUGCCCUGGUCCAGACCAAUGGAUGCCUCUGGGUAAGAAGAGAAGGGGAUGAAGUGACGUUCCCAUCACGCCUCGUGGCUACCGUACAAGCCAGUAGGGGCAGUCUUAUGAUGUGACCUGAAAUGAGGUCAGAAAAAAAAGACCAGGUUUUUCCAUUUUAAAUGGAGUUUUCUUUUGUAUUCGCUGCUGGCACAGACAUAUUCCAGGAUGAUAAUGCCAGGAUUCGUUCAACUCAAACAAUGAAGAAGUGGUUUAGGGAGCAUUUUCACUCAUGGGUUUGAUACUACAGAUACAGGGAUGUGCUGGAGAAGCCAUUUUUAGCUCCAGUCAGCUCAGUGGACCACUUUAUCUAAAGCAAGUUAAUAUGUUAAAGACUUAACUGGUCUUAAGGGUUAAUUACAAAAACCCACCCUUUUCCAGUUACGUAAGUACACAUGUGAAAACUGUUAGAAGUGAUACAUUUGGCUCAUUGUAUGAUGUCUGAAGCAUCGCCCGCGGGGGUAUUUCUUUUGGGGAAGAAAAAACAAAAAGAACUUUCUUUGUACAAGAACUCUAUGACAAGUUUCAUGAGAAAUUCGAAGCAACAAAAUGUCCACAAACGGAAACAAUACAACUUUGUGUGCUUCCUUAGCAGAAAGAUACAAAGUGGCCCGAACCAGAAAAAAAGAGAGGCCAUCAGAGCCUUACAGGUCCUAAAACUGAUGGCAUGGUACUCUUAAGAACUAGAUUGUAAUAUCUGGGGAGUAGCACACAUUUUAGCAUAGCUGAAAGAAUUAAAAAAUGUAAGAUGAUAAAUUUGAGUAAUGGAGUGCAAUCUGCCCCAGGGCACAGGAGAUUUGGCUGCUUAAAAUAGGCCUCUGAACACUUAUGUAUAGUAAACAAUCCCCAGAUUUCAUAAAUCAUUGUCACUUGUUAGUGUAGAUAAACAUUAACAAUAGAUAGUCUAGAUGGAUCCGUGUUUCUAAGGGACCCAGCAUGUUUAGGCCAUUGUCAGCACAGUGCUUUUCCAAAUCACACGUUAUCAUUCAUUGCAAGUGCGAUUGUGUUCCUUUAGUGAAAAUGACAGCAGAUUCUCUCAGAAAUUGCUGUAUUCAUGUUUCACCAACUCUGUGUGUGUGUCUAAUUGAAGUCCCCAUGCGACAGCAGUCACACUCGCAGGCAAAUUACACAAACACACAAAUCUGCAUGGUGCUCAUUUACCAGAUUAAUUAAUAUUCCAGAAAGGUCACACACAAAUAACUCAAACACACACACAUACCCAGACCCUUCUGAGUACAGCUGACGCCGUUACCCGGCCGGUCUCUUUGAAAUGGAACAUCAUCAUGAACUGAAAGCCACAUCAAGGGCAAUAUUCCUGCCAAUCGCAUUAGCGGCUCUGCUUGGCCGCGCUGUGAGUGGACACUCUCUGAGGAUUGUCUGCAGUUCAUGACCAAGACAGAGAAAGAUGGGGAUGUCAACAGACAAACACGGCUGUAUUAUUAGAGCAGCGGUCAUGUGCCACCCUCUGUGUGCUAGCAGACAAACUGUCGGAGACUUAGAGGAGGCUGGAAUCCCAUCGCGUCUGUCUGGGAAAUCUGGGUAAAUGCUCUCUAAUCCUGUUGAUCCUCCACUAAAGCCAACACUUCCUCACCUGCCUGCCUGCCAUGGGAGAGUAAGUACAGACCAAAAAUAGGAAGGAUAUGAUGAUGAGCAGCGCUCUGAAAUCACAUAAUUUAUCAUUUAAUGUGUUUGCUUUCUCAAAGGCAUUCAGGUUAAAGUAAAACAAACACUCGAACAGGAAUUGCAAGUUUGAAUCCACAGCAGUUGGCAGAGGAUUUUGGAUAUGCGUAGGUGUUAUUGAAAAUGUUUAAAAAGGGUAUUUGUGACACAUGCUCAGAGAGGGAAAAUAAUAAAGGGCAGGGCAAGGUAUAUUGGACAGCAGUUGAUGUCACACCCUGUAGUAUAUUUUUGUUUUGUUUCUUAUUUUACUGUAAAUGGGACCAUAUAUAAAAUGUUCUGCUGUGUGUGAAACUAGUGAGUGAGAAGCAAAAAACUCGGGUGAAUUGUUGGCAUUUCCAAACUUUUUUUUAUCAACUAAAUAUUAUUAUUAUUACUUUAGCGAUAGCGUUGUGUAAAGGUAUUACACUUGUACAGUCCUGCAAAACUAAGUACAUCCCAUUAUUCAGUAACUUGUAAAAACCACCUUUAGCAGCAAUGUUUUCAGGUAAUGUUUUCUAUAUGAUUUCAUCAGUUUCUCAGGUCACUGUGGAGGGACUUAAGCCCUCUUUUCUUUACAGUGUACAUGAGUUCAUCAAGGCUUGCAGACAUUUGUUUAUAUCAGUUUCAAUCAGGUUUAGGUGUGGAUUGCACCACUGCAUCCAUCUCAUAGGUUUUUCUGUUGUAGAUUUGCUGCUGUGCUUGGGAUGACACUCUUGUAUGUCUCUGUUUGGCCCAAGCUUUAGCUGGAGGGCAGAUGGCCUCAAUGACUGCAAAACAAGCCCAGAUCAUCAUAUGUUGUAUAUUGUACCCAGACAUCUCUACUUUGGUCUUAUCAGUCCAAAGGACACUGUUCCAGAAGUGUCGUGGUUUGUUCAGUUGUAACUUUGCAAACUUGAGCUCUGCCACCAAGAGGUCGUCGCCUGGCAACCCUUCCAAAUAAUCUGUCUUUUUCUAAUUAUACUCUCCUGAACGUUAACAUUUAACACACCGAGGCCUGUAGAAUCUGAGAUGUAGCUCUUGACCUUUUUUUGGCAGUUUGUUAAGCAUUGAAUGGUAGGACUAUGGGGUGGAAUUGUGUUAGCACACACUGGAAAGCUUCAGACCAGCAAACUGACAAAGCUUCUGAAGAGUCCUGCAAAAUAAUAACUCUUUUCAUGUGACUACACAUGUUUGUUGACCGAGUGUGCAACCAUUUAAUGAAAACUAUUUUAAUGUUGCCAUUUUAUUUCUUUUUUUAACAGCAGAUCCCUGAGGCAGUUUGUGGUUUAUGUCACUGUAAUGUUGUGUCAGUUUCCAUUUUGUUUCACUUUCUACCUCCUGCUUUAGUGGGACAGUCAUUUUGGGCUUCAUUCAGUAGAGCCAGACUUCUUUUUCCUCCUCUUUUUGUGAAUGGACGAUGCUAUAUAAUUACCUGGGUUGAGCUUUCAGUGUGGUCUGCUCCGUCAGCUCCACACCCACUGAACACACACCCACACACAAAAGGGAUAUACACUUUUAUGCACGCAGCCCACUUAGAGACUAGCCGAGAUUGCUAAUACACACGCGCGCUCCUGCACACAUGCGCACACUUAAAUACAUGCCUCCCCAGCUGGAAGUGCGCAGCUGCUGCUGUUUACCCUGUCGGGACCAGAAAAACAUCCUGUACAGUUCUCCGGGUGAAAACCUCCCCUCACAUAAUAAACACAAGCCCUCGGCACAUUUUGAAGCUCCACUUUGGGUGGUUUCUGUGGCCGUCGAGGCAAAGGUCCCCUCCAGCAGUCUGGCUUGAUGGACAGUUUGCGGUGGCAUUUCACAGCCCUCCAGUCACCAUCAAGAAGGAACCGCAGAGCCCGGGCUCCGACCCCAGCCAGUCUUGUAGCCACAAACCGAGCUUCAGCUACCCCAGUGGAGAGCAGUGCCUUUAUGCCAGUGCCUAUGAGCAGAAAAGGGCAGCAGGAGGAGCAAAGAGCUCCUGCCCAGGGACCCCCAUGUCUCCCAUGCAGCAGCAUUACUCCCCCAAACCUGCCACGGCCGGACGGCCCGAUGCUGGUUACAUGAACCCAGGUGCCACCUCCCAGCCACUUCCCAGCAACAGUUACCCCAUGAACGCCAGUUCCAGGUUUCAGGGACCUUCAGGAGACCCCAUGUGCCCUCAGUUCCCCCAACCAGCGCAGGCCUUUCAGCGCAUGCCAUCUGCCCCAGCUGGCCACUGCACCACUGGUGGAGGUGGGGGUGGCGGUGGGGGCCCAGGGGGCGGAGGGGGUGGCGGUGGUGUUGGCUACCAUCGGCAGCACUCUGACCCCUGCAUGCCUUACCUGCAGCAAAGCUUUAAGCAAGAAUACAUGGACCCGCUGUAUGAGCGGGCAGCCCAUAUGGCGGGGCCGGGUCAUGUGAGUGGACAGGGACACGGGCAUGGACACGGACACAACCAUGGACCACACCAACACCCACAGUUACACUCGCACCCACAUCGGUUCCCACCAGCCCACAUGAUGGUCAAGCAGGAGCCCACAGAUUACACCUAUGAACCAGAUGUGCCUGGAUGUCCCUCUAUUUACCACCACAAUGAGGGCUACCCAAACCCCCAGCAUGGCAAUGAAGGCUAUCUGUUUGAAAAUGACUCCCGUGUGGUUCCAGAGAAGUUCGAAGGUGAGGUGAAGCAGGAAGGGGGUGGUCUUUUCCGUGAGGGUACACCUUACCAGCGCCGUGGCUCUUUGCAGCUCUGGCAGUUCCUGGUGGCCCUUCUGGAUGACCCAGGCAAUGCCCACUUCAUCGCCUGGACAGGCCGCGGCAUGGAAUUCAAACUAAUUGAACCAGAAGAGGUUGCCAGGCUGUGGGGAAUGCAGAAGAACCGUCCAGCCAUGAACUAUGACAAGCUCAGCCGUUCUCUGCGCUACUACUACGAGAAGGGAAUCAUGCAAAAGGUGGCUGGGGAGCGCUACGUUUACAAGUUCGUUUGUGAGCCCGAGGCUCUAAUCUCCCUGGCCUUCCCCGACAAUCAGCGACCCAGCCUGAAGGCUGAGUUCGAGCGCUACGUCAACGAGGAGGACACAGUGCCUCUGUCGCACCUGGACGAGGGGGUGCCUUACACCCCGGAACAAGCCCCUCAAAACAUGGGCCCUCAGCCCUACUCCAAAGGCUACAUGUACUAAAGCCAGCCCCAACACGCCCUCCUUUCUACCCCACCUUCAGAGAUGUUCCCAUUGUACCAACCCACCAUCAUACAUGCCCCACAAAACCCCAUGCACCUCUUGCACAUGCCCACCCCAUCCUCUUGUAUAUAAGGAUAUGGUGUUUUUAUUUUAAAUUAAUCGCAUUAGGGAUUUUUUUUUGGUUUUGUUUUAUUUUUAAGAGCUGUAUUCCUCUCACAUUCGAGGCUUAUUCAAUCCAUAAACCUGACUGUGGUUGAAGAGAUUGCUUAAUAAAUACUCAUAAUAAUAUUCAAA